CUCCAUACUGUUCGGCGAAGCGCAAGAAGUAUGAAUGCACCGACAUCUGCAAAGGCCAUAUCACCAUAAAUGCUACAUGGCCAAUGCACACAUGGGAUUGACCAUGUGGUGCGUUUUAUGCUUGAUCCGAAAAUGUGGUCGGAAAAUCCAUAUGAAGGGUGCGACGCAAUGGCGGAGUCUCCAUAGUCACACAGAUGUCAAAUUGAGCUCCGUACCCCAUCGCCGUGCAAAUUUUGCAGCGCCCUUUAAGGACCUAAAAUACCAGGAGCAGCUGGCAUUGGCGUAUGAAUGCCAAGCAUGGGAGCUGGUGUGACGGACAUAGGGCUCCGUUCAACUCCUUCUCGCCCUUCCACCGGUGCCCCUGUUGUAAACUCUUCACAAUUUUUUUCUCUCAAAUUAACUUUUGAUUAAUUUAUAUAACAUCUUCCCAACGUUGUUUAGCAUUGUCUAGACCAAAUAUGGCAUGAUUCCACUAUCUAUCGAUUUGCAUUAACUUUCAACGAGUGCCUUUUAUUUUGAAGGCGAACCACAAAUGCCACUAUUAUGGAUCAUCUUUAUUGUGGCUAGCUUCACAUAUGUCGGAGGGCGCUCUAUUGCAUGUAUUGUCCGUUUGGGAGUUGCCUCCGUAGUAACAGUCCAGCCCCCUGAAAACAAACCAUAUUUUAAUAACAAUCCAGUAUAGAUAUGGCGGAGUUGUAACUUUUGACGAUACAAUGUUUUUUCUAACGAGUUCUAAGCGUUGAAAGAUGUUACAGAUGUGAUCGCCUACCGUCCAAUAAAUCAGUGGAGCUCGGUCAGAUAAACUGGGAUUUUUCAAUAGAAACUCCUCCUACAGACUACAUUGAUUCAGCGUCGUAUAAUGAUACAUACAUAAUUCGUCCUGUUUCGUCUGAGGUAAGAAGGAAAUCGUCCCUUUGGCCGCAACAAACGGUAUCAUUUUCAUACAAGGAUUAUAUUGCGAACACGGGAUUCAGUUUCAGGAAUAUAGGUCAUUGUGUCUGCAUAGCCUGCUCACUAUAACAGUUUAGCGUUGCUUCCAUUGGAUGUGUAGUCAGUUGGGGAAAACCUCGUGCUACUGCUACAAAGUGAUACGAACGCGGAUUUGUAUUCAGCACUGAACAUGGGCCCAGAAGGAAAUGUUUGAAAGAGGUACCUUUGAUUUCUAGAAAGACUGCAGGGGGGAACUUGCCAGUAUGGAGGCUACCAACAUACUGCCCAUUCUGAAGAAACGCCUAGCCUUCUUGUCAGGAGGCAAAGACAGACGCAGUGGACUGAUCCUAACCAUUCCACUAUGUACAGAACAGACCAGUAUGGAGGAGCUCAGCUCCACGUUGGACUAUCUCCUCGGCAUCCCCAGUGACAAGUGCAAAGCAAGAGGCUUCACAGUCAUCGUGGACGGACGAAAGUCACAGUGGAACAUCGUGAAGACUGUGGUACUGAUGUUGCAGAACGUGAUUCCAGCAGAGGUGUCUCUGGUGUGUGUGGUGAAGCCUGAUGAAUUCUGGGACAAGAAGGUCACUCAUUUCUGCUUUUGGAAGGAGAAGGACAGACUAGGCUUUGAGGUUAUUCUGGUAUCUGCCAAUAAGCUCACACGCUACAUCGAGCCCUGUCAGCUGACUGAUGAGUUCGGAGGAAGUUUAGUGUAUGAUCACAUGGACUGGGUGAACAAAAGACUGGUCUUUGAGAAGUUUACCAAAGAGUCCACAUCCCUUCUAGAUGAACUGGUGGUCAUCAACGAGAGUGAGAAAAGCAACCAAUUAGACAAAGAAAGGCCACCAGAUUGUAACUUCCUACCAUCGCUUGAUCCUGAAACAGUUCUACAAACCGGCCAUGAGUUGCUGUCAGAGCUGCAGCAGCGGAGGUUUAAUGGGUCAGAGGGAGGUGGUGUGGCCUGGUCCCCUAUGGAUGACGAGCUACUGGCCCAGCCACAGGUCAUGAAGCUGCUGGACUCCCUCAGGGAACAGUACACUAAGUACCAGGAGGUGUGUCGCCAACGCAGCAAACGAUCCCAGCUGGAGGAGAUACAGACCAAGGUCAUGCAGGUUGUGAAUUGGCUGGAGGGGCCUGGCACAGAGCAGCUCCGAACACAGUGGGGGAUCGGAGAUUCUAUCAGGGCCUCCCAGGCCCUACAGCAGAAACACGAGGAGAUGGAAAGCCAACACAGCGAGUGGUUUGCGGUGUACGUGGAGCUGAACCAACAGAUAGCAGCGUUGCUGAGUGCUGGAGACGAGGAGGACCUAGUGGAGCUGAAGGGUCUUCAGCAGCAGCUCAGUGAUGUCUGUUACAGACAGGCCAGCCAACUGGAGUCCAGGCAGAACGUACUGCAGUCAGCACACGAGUUCCACGGCACCGCACAGGAUCUGUCCCAGCAACUGGAUGGUCUACUGGGCAUGCUCUGUGCAGACGUGGCCCCCACUGACGGGGCUGCCAUCCAACAAACACUCAAACACCUCGAGGAGAAACUCAAGAGUGUUGAGGGAUCCCUGGCAGGCCUGAGGGAGAAAGGGCAAGUCGUGAUGGAUCAGAUGUCCAACCAGACAACCUGGUCCUAUGGGAAGGACGUGCCCAUUGAAAACAAAGAAAACAUUGAUCAUAUCCAAGGAGUUAUGGAGGACAUGCAACUCCGGAAACAAAGAUGUGAAGACAUGGUGGAUGUGAGGAGACUGAAGAUGCUUCAGAUGGUCCAGCUUUUCAAGUGUGAGGAAGAUGCAUCACAGGCGGUGGAGUGGCUUGGUGAGCUGCUGGAUGCUCUCCUGAAGACCCACAUCAGGCUCGGGGACGAUGCACAGGAAACCAAAGUGCUGCUGGAGAAACACAAGAAAUUUGUGGAUGUUGCACAGAGCACCUAUGACUACGGCCGUCAGCUGCUUCAGGCGACGGUGGUGUUGUGUCAGUCUCUACGCUGCACCACACGCUCCUCCGGUGACACCCUGCCACGCCUCAACCGGGUCUGGAAACAGUUCACUGUCACCUCUGAGGAGAGGGUCCAUCGGCUGGAAAUGGCAUGCUCUUUCCACACCGCAGCUGAGAAGGUUCUGGUCCAAACCAGCCCAGAGCAGGGUGAUCUCCCAGUGGAGUUUGAGCAGGAGACCUAUGAGGAGGUGGAAACGGUGGGGAAGGCUCUACUGGACAGACUCACUGUCCCUGUUAUAUUCCCAGAUGGGAGUGAGCAGUACUUCGGCAGCCCAGGAGACAUGGCGUCCUCUGCUUUACACAUCCGGGACAAGAUGAAGCUGGUGGAGGACAGGAAACUGACUCUGCACGAGGAAGAUGAAGAAGACGUUGAGCAGCUACAGUAUGAUCAGAUACAUGACCAGGACAAAGAACUACAAGAUGAUGAAGAACUACAAGAUGACCAGGAACUACAAGAAGUGGACAAAGAACUACAAGAUGGAGAGGAACUGGAACUGGAGACGGACACUGAGAAAAGCUAAUGGAGCACCUUCAACAGCUAACCUAGUCCCAGAUCAGUUUGUGCUGUCUCGACGACAUCCUAUGGCCAUUGGUGUGACAAUCAUAGGAGUUUACAAGACAGCAUAAACAGAUCUGGGACCAGGCUACAGAAUCGCAGCAGCCAGCAGUCCACCAGAGAUUCAGGACAGGAAAGAACACCUCUGACCUUUGUCAUCAUGUCAACACAGCGCCUGACCAUCACGUGCUCCAGAACUAAAAUCCUGUCAAUCACCCGGUGUGACUGCAUUCCUUCCAUCUGUUGUACUCUGCCUCGCCAAGCCAUAUUAACUUACUAAGAGCUGUUAAAGAUAGAAUAUGGUUCUGAGAUCAACUUACAUUGCUUACCGCACAUGACAUGGAGAUGAGGGGAGGAAACAAAAAUGAAGAGGCUGAAAGCACUGACUGAACUGAAAUGGACUAUUUCCCUUAAAGCUUUACCUUGCCUGUCGCUUGUCCCUCUUAAGUCAUAAACACACUGCACGUAGCCCAGGGCUCGUUUUCAACCAGGGUUAAGGUUGGCCCUGGGCUAAGAACAUGUAGUGUGAAAAGCCCUUAAGACAGUUGACUCAAGCUUUUACAUGGUGCUACUAAACCUUCUAGAAUGUACAGAAAGCAAAGCAUUCAUCUAUCUCUCCUUUUCCCUUACAGGUGCUGUAGAGUUUCUAGGCCGUUCUCUUUGUCAAACUGCCUUGUUUGACUAUAAGCAAUGUAUUUUAUAUACGUUUUUCUUCCCCCGCAAUACCUUGACGUGUAAAAAGAUGUGCCAGUAAUGUAAAUUCAUUCUGAAGGCGUUUGAAUAAGGCACUAACUGCCCAGCCGACUGUUUCCGGUGUAGACAGACUGUUGUAUGUUGCGCAGAUGGAUGGGUGCCGUCAACCAGCUUGUAAGACAUUUAGGCUGUGUUACUUGUAUGCAUCAAGGUACAAUGUAAAAUCAGAGCUUUGUUAUAAGCCUAGAUUAGAGUGGUAGAUCCAGGGCUUUUGUUUUUAUUAAUAAAAUGGGAUUUGGAAAAAUGAUGCUUCAUCUCUUCAUAGUUGUCAUUCUAAUGUAUACAUAAAGUACAUACGCCGUUUGCAUUGUGAGGCAUGCUAUUGAAAUAUUAAUUAUAUUUAUUUUGUUUUGUAUAUUAUGUAUUUUACAUAUCAGUGCAAGUCAUAAUGCUUGUUGUUUUUAGGUUUGCGAGGCUAAUCAUGUAUUUCUUGAAAAUUGGGGUCCUGCGAAAUAAAGAAGCAAACAUUUGAAAGA
Messenger RNA from Oncorhynchus kisutch (coho salmon), 4698 nucleotides. Its product is annotated as SEC14 domain and spectrin repeat-containing protein 1. Gene Ontology annotation, molecular function: phosphatidylinositol-4-phosphate binding; phosphatidylinositol-3-phosphate binding; phosphatidylinositol-4,5-bisphosphate binding. NCBI's taxonomy places the organism in Eukaryota, Metazoa, Chordata, Actinopteri, Salmoniformes, Salmonidae. The record is from RefSeq and is a predicted model, not a curated record. The transcript is spliced from 20 exons. Bases 1194 to 3434 code for a protein of 746 amino acids.